UGCGCAGCAGAUUCGUUUACCUGAUUCGAUCGAGUCGAGUUUGAAAAUUAUCCUCUGUCUUGCGUCGGUUUAUAAAUUUAAUAGAGUUAAUUUUCAGGCCAACAUCUUAAACGCAUAAGACAGGAAAUGGCAGGGAUGUCAUCGAAAAGGUCGAAGAACCGCAGGGAUUCAUCACCUGAACUUAAAGUCCCACUUCGUCGCUGGGAAGAGGAGCAAGACGAUGAUUUAUGUGACCCUGAUAAAUUGCUUCUGUGCCCUUAUGACUCUAACCAUAAAAUCCGAGCAUGUCGCUUUCCCUACCAUCUCAUCAAGUGCAGGAAGAACAAUCCAAAGCUGGCCAGUCAACUCUGGACGUGCCCGUUUAAUGCUCGUCACCUCAUGCACAAACACGAGCUGUCCCAUCACAUGUCUACAUGUGUGGAUAGGUGCUCUGUUAAUACUGACUAUGGUAAGGAUUUUUAUGAUUUUGUGACAGACAAAAUGGUACACCGUUUAUGUUUUACACCAGUACAAUGUUUUUCAGUCGUAACUGAUGAGACCCAGCGCAAAUUUCAGGUUCCUGUUAGCACCUGGACUAUUCCUGUGUGUGAUGAAGACUGGGAUCAAGAGGAGGAAGAGGCAGGAACACCACUAACACCAUUUGUCUGGGGAAUUUCAACCUCACAACUCAGCCAAGACUGGGCUGAGCCAGCUAUGACCCCCAGUUUGACCCCUGGUAUCAGAGCACCAAGAGUUCUUCCCUGGAAGCUGGGUGUGUAAAGGCAGAGUUCUCUCUUGCAGUGUGCUACACUGAUUUGCAGCUCCUCAUUUAAUAUUACUGGUUUCAGGCAAGUUAAUAGCCUGCUGUUUAUCUGUGAAUGAAUAGCCUUUGAUAAAGCAUACUGAUUUGGUUAAUUACGAUUACGAUAAUUACGAUUUGGUUAAUUACAAGAAUUCCUAGGUUUAAUUCUUGACUUAGUAGUGACUGGGAGGAUUCAGGGAGGAUUUGUCAGAACAUCAGUCAAAGCUUUAGUAUUUGCAUAUUCAAUUAUUAUUAGUAAUUUUCAUUGUUAAAGUAUUAAUAAUAUUGCUUUUAGAUUUAAUUAAUGCCUCCUAUAACAUUGCUUCCGUCAAUGUGUUCGUGACUAAGUGGUUAUUGAUCUAGAUAUUGGUAUCCUACAACAAAUUACUUUAAUAUGACUAGGCCACAAAAUAAUAACUUACCAA
Molecule: messenger RNA, 1206 nt
Organism: Hemibagrus wyckioides
Lineage: Eukaryota; Metazoa; Chordata; Actinopteri; Siluriformes; Bagridae
Product: gametocyte-specific factor 1
Exons: 6
Coding region: 127-759 (210 amino acids)
Source: RefSeq, a predicted model, not a curated record